Quercus lobata is the source of this 1005-nucleotide messenger RNA. Its product is annotated as vegetative cell wall protein gp1-like. The transcript has a single exon. The coding region runs from base 1 to 1005 and encodes 334 amino acids. NCBI's taxonomy places the organism in Eukaryota, Viridiplantae, Streptophyta, Magnoliopsida, Fagales, Fagaceae. The record is from RefSeq and is a predicted model, not a curated record.
AUGGAAAGCCUAUCUUCUAAACCAUUCUUUGUUGCAUCCCUUUUCAUAGUACUUGCCAUUUGUUCCUACAUGAACUCAAGCUUAGCCGCUACACCUAACCAGCUAAGCUCUGAGUUCUUUACCAAUUCUCCGACCACCCACGACAGCCAGAUCAAGGAAAAGGCCUUUGCUACUGACAUCAUUACAACAUCUGUUGCCUUGACCAUUUCUCCGACCACUGGCGACAGCCGGAUCAAUGAAAAGUCCUUUGCUACUAAGAUCAUUACAACAUCUGCGCCAGCCACCUAUAUCCCAGAUUCAACAUGCACUUCAACCAAUCACAAAGUUGCACCUGCACCAUCGCCGGAGUUUCCUGUCCUACGCCGGAAGCUUCUUAAGGGUCAUACCCGGCCAUCUGCUCCGAAUCCAGGCACUUAUAUCCCACCUUCAACAAGCUCUUCAACCAAUCACAAAGGUGCACCUGCACCAUCGCUGGAGUUUCCUGUCCUACGCCGGAAGCUUCUUAAGGGUCAUACUCGGCCAUCUGCUCCGAAUCCAGGCACUUAUAUCCCACCUUCAACAAGCUCUUCAACCAAUCACAAAGCUGUACCUGCACCAUCGCCGGAGUUUCCUGUCCUACGCCGGAAGCUUCUUAAGGGUCAUACUCGGCCAUCUGCUCCGAACCCAGGCAGCUAUAUCCCACCUUCAACAGGCUCUUCAACCAAUCACAAAGCUGCACCUGCACCAUCGCCGGAGUUUCCUGUCCUACGCCGGAAGCUUCUUAAGGGUCAUACUCGGCCAUCUGCUCCGAAUCCAGCCACCUAUAUCCCACCUUCAACAAGCUCUUCAACCAAUCACAAAGCUACACCUGCACCAUCGCCGGAGUUUCCUGUCCCACGCCGGAAGCUUCUUAAGGGUCAUACUCGGCCAUCUGCUCCGAAUCCAGCCACCUAUAUCCCACCUUCAACAAGCUCUUUAGCCAAUCACAAAGCUACACCUGCACCAUCCCCAGGCACAGUACUAUAA